ACAGCUUCUUCCCCUCUGCCAUCCGAUUCCUAAAUGAACAUUGAACCUAUGAACACUAACUCACUUUUAUUAUUUCUGUUUUUGCACAUUUUAAAAUUUAACUGUUAAUAUACAUAUAUGUACUUACUGUAAUUGAUUCACUUAUUUUUUCUAUAUUAUAAUAUAUUGGAUUGUCCUGCUGCUGCUAAGUUAACAAAUCUCAUGACAUAUGCCAGUGAUACUAAAUCUGAUUCUAGAAGCUUCAUGACUUUGACUUGACUUACUGACUUAACAGAGUGGUGGUAAAGAUCACUCUGUAUUGGACUAAGUGCUGGUAACCUCUGGCCUAGAUAACUGUUACUUGACUUGACCUGAAGAAGAGAAAAAAGAAGGCCGGCUGGUGGCGCAAUGACAUCAGCGCCGGACCCGGGAGCGGAGGUUCCCGAGUUCGAAACCAGUCGGGUCCACUCCCAAGUACACUUUCCAUCCGUGCCGGGUUGAGUGUCGAGAUCGCAACUCGGCCUCAUAAAAUAAACGGGAAAAAUACUGCAAAAAUGUGUGUGAGGCGUGGUGUGUCACACAGUCUCUCUCUCUCUCUCUCUCUCUCGCUCUGCGCCUUGUAAAAGCACGAAAAAGACAUCAUCACGGAUGCACGCACACGCACAGACUCGCAUGCACGCAGGCACACACCAAAAAAAAGAGAAAAAAGAAAAAGGUUAUUUGCAUCAAUGUUAAGGUGUUUAUAUUUGAAAAUUUCGUUUCUUCUAUUUUUGUAGUGUGUAGUUGUAAUUAUUAGAGUGUAAUAAUUAAGGGCUAGUAAGUAGGAACCAUUUAUCUAAUUUCCAUCUGUCUGUAGUGUAUUUUUUUGUUGCACAUUUAUUAUGGGUUAUGGUAACUUGUCAUGAGGGUCAGGAUGCUGGCAUUGAACCCCCAAACUCCUACACUUCAAGCUGUAAUAGUGUUGUGCUAACUACUGCAAUACUGUGGUUCCUGGUGGAGGAUAUGAAGAUAGGGCUGUGAUUUUGUGUGGCGUUUGAAAACUGGAAUGUGAUUUUUAAAUUUGAAGUAUUCAACUUAGCAAGUAGGUCACCAACCGCAUGGUAGGUUAAAUGUUUGGAUGAGCAAGAAAGUGGGUAACUCCAGGUUGAUGGAUUGAAUCCAUUAAUUGGUGCCUCAAAAUAGUCAAAUUUGUGAGCUUGACGAAGUUUGAACAAGAAAGGAGCUGUCGCGGGAGGGAAGCUGGAUAGUGUUAGAGUUUAAAGUGGACGAUCUUGGUAAAUAUAUCUAUGAGAAAUAGGAAAUGGCCCUGGUGAUUCCCAAAGGACACCGUGAAUCAACAGGAGAAAAAAUAUUGCAAGUAAUUCAUUGGCUGUUCUUGAACAGAUGGGAAUGAGCCUAGCUAUGCACUGAGGAGGGGCAUUAGACAAACAUGCUGAAACUUGCCAAAAAUUGAAGAUAUCCCAAGAUGGACAGGAAUUGAUGAACUAUUACCAUCAGUAAUGAACAAUGUUUGGAGGGGGUUUUGAGAUGGUGGAAAACCAAUUUAUUCUCUCUUUCAUGCAUCGCUUUCUUGAAUACCGUGGAGCAACUACCUACUUUGCAUUUUGUUUUCCAUUCACAUAUGCUGAAUGUCAGGAAAUGUUGAUGCAAUUGGAUGAAAGAUUUGAAUAUUGUAAAUGGCUGACUAUGAGCAGCCCUGCUGAUACUAUUUAUUAUCACCGUGAGCCUCUGUGUUACUCUCUGGACAAUCUACGUGUUGACCUCAUCACUAUUUCUUCAUGUCAUGGAAUGAUGGUUGAAUGUGAACCAAGAUUGGAAAAUCUUUUUCCAGACCAUUCCAUUUCGCGGCCACAUCUGUUCUCUGGAAAACAAGUAUUUUUUCUCAGCAGUCGUGUGCAUCCUGGUGAAACUCCCUCCAGUUUUGUUUUCAAUGGUUUUCUGGAGUUUAUUUUGCGAGCUGAUGAUCUUCGUGCUCGGAUGUUGAGGCGAAUGUAUGUCUUUAAACUUAUACCCAUGUUGAAUCCGGAUGGUGUAGUGAGGGGACAUUAUCGGACUGAUUCUAGAGGUGUGAAUCUGAAUCGUUUAUAUAUGAAUCCAGAUUUUAAUUUGCACCCUUCAAUUUAUGCGGCACGCGCAGUUGUCCUCUAUCACCACGUCAACAAUCGUGUGCCUUCGGACAAUGGUGAAUUGAAAAUGUUCUCGUCAUUUUUGUCCAAUGGUCCUUUAUGGACAAAAAACUUGAAUCAUUCCAUCAAUAACCCUUCAAUUUCCUCUGAGAUCUCACUGUCAGAAUUGGAGAAAAGCAAAAAUUUUAAGAAUGUUGCAAACAGUGAAGCGGACAGCCUCAUUUCCUCUAAAGACCUUGACCAAAUCGAUCCAUUGAUUCAAAGCCAAAAUAAUGAUAGGCAGUUGUUUCCAGAAUCACACAGUGAGAAAAUUAAUACAUCGAAUGGUGAAGAUACACUCAAUGGGAAAGCAAUUGAUACUUCUGACUCUUCAGAAAAUGCAGAGCACAUUCCUCCUCAUGAGAGUGGGAUUGCCUACUAUGUGGACUUGCAUGGACAUGCUUCAAAGCGUGGUUGUUUUAUGUAUGGAAAUUGUCUUCCAUCUGAAAGUAACCAGGUAGAGAAUAUGUUGUUUCCAAAGUUGAUAUCCAUGAACUCGGCUCAUUUUGAUUUUGCGGCUUGUAAUUUCUCUGAGAGAAACAUGUAUGCCAAAGAUAAAAGGGAUGGACAGUCUAAAGAAGGAAGCGGCAGAGUCGCAAUUUACAAAGCCACAGGAAUUAUUCACAGCUAUACUUUGGAAUGCAAUUACAACACAGGCCGUUACGUGAAUUCAAUCCCUCCUGCAUGCCAUGAUAAUGGACGAGCAACUCCACCACCAGCACCUACCUUUCCUCCUAAAUACACUAUAGAAGUCUUUGAGCAAAUAGGGAGAGCUCUAGCCAUUGCAGCUUUGGAUAUAGCUGAUUGCAAUCCUUGGCCAAGAGUUGUUAUGUCAGAGUACAGUUGUCUCACCAAACUUCGAGCAUGGAUGUUGAAGCAUGUUCGGAAUAUAAGAAGCACAGCAAUGUCUAAGAGAAAUGGUACAAAAGUUUUGAAAGGUUCCAGUGGGAUAACAUCUUCAGUCUCAGAAAAUUCUCUGAGUAAGACCAGGAGUAAUGGGACAGGGAUUCAUGGAAAUAGUAAUGUGCAUCAAAAUCCACCUCAGAUAAAAACAUCUCCCAGUUUCACAUUUGGCUGCAGCUCUGGACUAACCAAAGGAAUCUGUACACCAGCAUCUAAUCAUAAUUCUCCAAAAGGUGGCCACAAAACACUUGGUCCAGUGAGAGAAACCAGAGCACAGGAGAAGCGCCGUCAGCAUCAGGCCAUGCUGCGAGCAGCAGCAGUCAACAACUCCGGCAGCCAGCGUAAUUCUCCUACUUAUCGAUACAUGCAGUGCCCUACAACUGUCUCCCUUGGAUACUCAAGAGACCCAACCCAAGUUCAGCCUUCUAAGUUAGGGUCCUGUACUCUUCAACCGUCCUUCAACAUAUCAGGGUUCAAAGGUACGAGCAUGCCUGGUGCAUUUAACAAUGGCAUUCCUCAGGAAAUUAAAGAACAUGCUCAGACAUUGGAAAAUAUUACAGUUACUGGAAGAACAAGCCAUGUGCAGGAAGAAGAUGCUGUUGAAGACCAAGUAAAGGAAGAUAUAGUUGAGAUUCUUAAUGGGCUUAAAAUUGAUGAAGAGGAGAACCCACCGAAGAAGAACAAAUUAAAAUUCAGGGCUUCUUUUGAUAUCACCAGUUCUGAACAGCUGAGACCCAGUAGAAUCCCAGUGAGAAUAAGUGGCACACUUUUGCCCCAAGGAAAUCUCCGCCUGACUAGUUCUGUCAGUCAUAACCCACAACUGAAGAUAUUGAAAAGUGUCCAGCCUAAAGUUGUGCAAAAUGAGCCUAAAGGUUGUGGCAUAUUGGAUUGUUCUGCAAUUAGCUUGACUCCAGCAGUGAAACAUAACUCUCAAGAUUCUACAUGCACUACUAAUAAUGAAGCAGAAAAGCAGCUGGAUGUAUGUGCAAAGCUGCCGUUGGCAACAGGAACAGACCAGAUACCCACAUAUAGGAAGAUUUUUUCUUUUUGCACUGAUGGUUGAUACCCUAAUUAUGCUGUUUCUAUGGUUUGUAUUGAGCUACUUUCUCAAAUGUCUUUGAGUCUGCCUGAACUGUGUGUAUCUGGUGUCAGUUGCUGUGUUUACUUAGAGAAAAUACCAUCCUUCAUUAUUGUUAAUGAGUUAAAAUCUUGAAUUUCUCUGACAAAAUGGUUUAGGUGGUGCAUACUUCCAUAGGCAAAAUGUAGCAUUUCAAAACGAUGGCUUCUUAUUCUUUUUGAAAGCAAUGUUGUAUGUGCAUUAAAUAGAAAUGAAGUUUUUAAUCCAUCUACAGAUUUUUAAAUCAUCUAUAUAUUUUUGAAAACAUUGAUGCUUGUAGCUCAAAAGUAGCAAUGUGCCAAUGUAAGGGUUUUUUUUUUGAAAUUUUGAAGACUUUCCUGCUAUGUGUAAACAAGAAAGGAUAUCAGUCCAAAACACUGGGCAGGUGUUAACGUUUAACACUAGUUCUUAACAUUUCAUCAGAGGUUGGAUUCUUCAAGAAACUGGCCAUGCUUGCAACCACUCGUGAUAAAGAAGUAACAGAAUUUUUUUUCUAGUUCUCAUUUCCUUGAACUAAAGCACUUAAAACUCACAUUGCCAGCUGAAGGCAGGCACCACUGGUGAUCAUCUGGAUCACAUGUUCUGCCCCUGCAUUUAAUUUUUUCCUGUUUCUCAAAGAGCUAAAAAUGAAAUGAGUAUUUAAAAACACGGCAUAAACAAACAUUUGGCCUGACAAGCAGCUAUUUCCAGCUGUAAAUAUUGGGAAAUGGGAUAGGAAGUAAAGGAGACUUGUAUAAUAUUCUUGUCACUUUGAAGCAUUUAAAAGUGGGGACGAUAGGUGGAGAUUUUUCUACUAAGCUUGUCAGAGAGCCUUUAUUUCUCAAGGUAAUAUAUCUACUGAGAAUUGUCUAAUGUGCCCUAUCUGUCUGUCACUACUUGUGUACAGUUUACUUUUCCAGUCCAUUUUUGACAACUCUUUCUUCAUUAGGUUUAUACUGGAUAUCUAUCUGUGUGUGUGUGUGUGUGUAUGUAUAUAUAUAUAUAAAUUGGGAUUCUAUGCUGUUAUGAACACUCCUCUCAAAAACAUGUUUUUAAUGUGGUCAUUCAUUCUCAUUGGUUGGUACCAGCAUUUUUAAAACUGGAUUGACAUUAGAAAUGUCUGAAACAAUUGAAAUGAAAUGUUAUCAAAUGAUGGAAUCAUCGUGAGAUACACAAGAAUCCCAGAAGGUAUUUUGAUGGAACUGAGUAAAUACAACUAAAUGCAAAUAUUAUCAUUUUAAUUGCUGCAACUGCAGAAACACAAAGUGAUUUGCAGUGGAUGUAAGGCAUUGGACUUCAAAGAAUUGACUCAGUUAUCAUCAAGAAACAAAGAAGUUUAAUUAUCAUAUUGUAUCUGGUUCCAAAAAUGUUUGUCUGUAUUCAUUUCAAAAGACUGCAGAUUGUUGCUGUCUGCUGUUAUUGCAGUCUGUAACAUAUUAUCUAAUUAAUGACUUGUUACUUAAGUGCCUGAUUGUAUGUGUAGAAAUAUAAUUCUUUCAGCACAGAAGUGGCCUGUUUGGUCAGGCAGUUCAGCACUAUUUUUGUAGUUUGUAGAAAUUGAGAGUUUGUAAAACAAACACUUUGGAUAUUUGGUUAUUGUUUCAUAUCACUUGAUUGGCUCAUGCCUACUUUUACAUCAUUACAGAUGUAGUCUGUGUUACUUUUAAAAUUUAUAUUGGCAUUUGAAUAUUUCUUAUAUUUUUGAAUUUAGAACUGGAAUACUUUUUUCAGAGCUUGUUGUAUUCUUGAUAAGCAUAAUUUCUGAAGUUAUUAAUUUUCAUACAGAAAGUUAGAUAUUCUGCAAUGUGUGAAUGUAGGGUAAUGUGAUUGUGGAAAUUAUUAUACUGGAAUUCAUUGUCAUUGUUUUGGGAUACUGUAUAUCCAAGUUAAAACAUUCCAGUUAUUUGAAUUAUACUGUGAUUUAAGACAUUAAUUUUGCUAUCUUUCAAAAAUAGACACGUCAAUGUAACUUAAUUGUGCAAAUGGUAUUCAUCUGAAUUUGUAAAUCAUUUCAGGGAAAUUAUUCUCUGUAGCAAAUGAUUAAUGAUAAUGAUUACACGAUUAGUUGUGGAAACAACUUUUAGCUAAAGGAACAGUGGACUGGCUAACUGUGAAACAUUCCAUUAUUUUGAUUCAAUGUUAAGUAUUUGAGUGAAACUUGUGUUUGAUUGUUUUCCACCUAUAUAUUGUUGAAAAUGAUUUAUUUAUUUGUACAAUUGAAGAUCUCAGUACAAAUUUGAGAAUGUUAACUUAAACUUUUUUAAUAAUGAUCUUUCUUCAGUAUGGUAUAUCUAGCAGGAUUUGAUAACAUUUUUUACUUUUUAAAAGAAUGUUCGGACUUUCUGAAGGAAUUUUAACACUUUGCACAAUAUUUCAAAAUAAAGCCAGUUCAUUAACUGUGAAAUAAAUACUUCAAAACUGAAUUUAGCAAUGGAGCUCAAAAACAAUACCUUAGGCAGUCUUUUCCUAUUUCUCUAUCCCACAUACCACACCAGAAACUAAACACUCUCUUCUUAGAUAACAGGUUUUAUUUACAUAUGGUUGAAAAGACAUUUUCUGAAGUUCAAGAUGGCAGGUUUUUGUCUGAGUAAUGAGGCCAAAAAUAAGCACUUCUCUUUGUGGUCACAUUGCGCUGAUGCGGUCAGAAAAAAAUGUCAAAGAGUAUUUUAUGGUGUAACUUGCAUUUACAAUAGACACUAUACAUACAGAUAAUUUUGUCUAUUAAAACUUGCUACCAAUUGACAAUUUUCACCUUGACUAUAGAUGUAUGUAAUAAAAAUGUGUUGCAGAAGAUUGAAUUUGGUGGUGUUGUCAAGAUUUGGAUGAUAAGAUUUCCAUUUUCUACGUAAAGAAACUGAAUAAAAAUAUGUUCAGAGAUUUAUUUCUUAUUGUUUAUGUUAACUACUGGGGCUCUUGCAAAUGGUUCAGAAACAAAACUUUCCCAAUUCUUCUUUGCAGAAGUAGAAAAUUUGAAAAUAUUGUAAGUUUUAUUCUGCAAAACUAAAUUCUAACCAAUUUUAAAGAUGUGCUUUGAGGAAAUAGUAAUUUGCUUGAAAGCAUAUA
Mobula hypostoma (lesser devil ray) is the source of this 7206-nucleotide messenger RNA. It is a transcript of the gene agbl5, whose product is annotated as AGBL carboxypeptidase 5. The transcript has 16 exons. Gene Ontology annotation, biological process: proteolysis; protein deglutamylation. Gene Ontology annotation, molecular function: zinc ion binding; metallocarboxypeptidase activity. The record is from RefSeq and is a predicted model, not a curated record. Lineage: Eukaryota; Metazoa; Chordata; Chondrichthyes; Myliobatiformes; Myliobatidae. The coding region runs from base 1486 to 4110 and encodes 874 amino acids.